Miniopterus natalensis is the source of this 676-nucleotide messenger RNA. RefSeq names its product ribosomal protein S26 (gene RPS26). Gene Ontology annotation, cellular component: cytosolic small ribosomal subunit; ribosome. Gene Ontology annotation, molecular function: mRNA binding; structural constituent of ribosome. The record is from RefSeq and is a predicted model, not a curated record. Gene Ontology annotation, biological process: translation. Lineage: Eukaryota; Metazoa; Chordata; Mammalia; Chiroptera; Miniopteridae.
GGAUACUUAUAAUUCAUUUUCUUCCGCCAUCAGAAAAAAAUAGUCCCGUGGUCACUUUGUACCACCGACAAAUAAACUCAAGAAACGCCUUUCUACCCUAGAUUUCAGCGAAAAGGCUGAAUAAUAAAGAAAAAUUAAGUAAAGUGGGUUGCCGUUCUUGGCGUUCAUCAAUUAAGGAUUCUUCCGGUGUGAGCGUAGGGAUCUCGCGCUAUAUAAGGCAGCCGGCCAGACGCCGGAUCCUCUCUCGGGUCCUCGUUUCCAAGAUGACCAAGAAAAGAAGGAACAACGGUCGUGCCAAAAAAGGCCGUGGCCAUGUGCAGCCUAUUCGUUGCACCAACUGCGCUCGAUGCGUGCCCAAGGACAAGGCCAUUAAGAAGUUCGUCAUUCGAAACAUAGUAGAAGCCGCAGCCGUUAGGGACAUUUCCGAAGCGAGUGUCUUUGACGCCUAUGUGCUUCCCAAGCUGUAUGUGAAACUACAUUACUGUGUGAGCUGUGCCAUUCACAGCAAGGUAGUCAGGAAUCGUUCUCGUGAAGCCCGUAAGGACCGAACACCCCCACCCCGCUUUAGACCUGCGGGUGCUGCCCCACGACCUCCACCAAAGCCCAUGUAAGGAGCUAAGUCCUUAAGGACUGAAGAAAAGUUUUCUGGAAAAAAAUAAAUGGAAAUUGUACUUUA